This is a messenger RNA of Physcomitrium patens, 1531 nucleotides long. RefSeq lists its product as uncharacterized. Lineage: Eukaryota; Viridiplantae; Streptophyta; Bryopsida; Funariales; Funariaceae. The record is from RefSeq and is a predicted model, not a curated record.
GAAGCAGCAGUGUACAAAAGUAAGCGCCCUGGCCCCCGAAAUUUUAGAGCCAAGUUACUUCUCGACCCCGAGCUUGUGCGCGCAAUUGAGGUGGUGGAUUCGAUCUAAUCGGCGUUGUUUUCUGCAGAAUUGUGUUUCUGUGCACAUCGUUGGGGUUUCACGUUGUGGGUUUUGGUUUCGUUGGAGUAAUUGCGCUUACGGACUGCGGAGGAGUAUAAGCGUCGCCGCCGCUGCUGGUGUUGGUGCUGGUGCUGCUGGUUUCUGUUGUUGGUGACGGGCGGAGAUGGAUCCUCACAAUAAUAACCCCUAUCCUCCUCAAAACCCUGGGGAUUCGUAUCCCCCUCAAGUGUCCGCCAUGGGCUACCCGCCUCACAACCCCAGCGAAGAUGAGAGCCAAGAUAGAGGCUUAGGCAGUCAGAUUGUGCACGGCUUGACCCAACAAAUUGGCCAUGGCCAUGGACAAGGACAAGGACAACAUGGCUACCCACCUCAGGGCUAUCCGCCUCAGGGUUAUCCACCGCAAGGCUACCCACCGCAAGGUUAUCCACCUCAGGGUGGCUAUGGUUACCCCCCUGCGGCACCUCCAGGUUACCCGCAAACCCAUGGUUCACAUGGUAGCUCACAAAGUGGUUCCCAUGGAGUUGGUGGAGUUGGGGGAAUGGUAGCUGGGGCUGCUGCAUUGGCAGGUGCCUAUGGUUUGUACAAGGCAGGCUCUGGUUCACAUGGUGGCAAACAUAGCUCACAUGGUUUAAUACCCAACAUUCCCGGCAUGGUCGGUGGUCAUGGUGGUGUCAAAUAUGGACAUGGAAAAUUUAAGGGCGGCAAGCACGGUAAGGGCUGGGGUGGCAAGAAGGGCAAGGGACACAAGCACGGGAAGGGAUUUGGAAAGCUCGGAAAGGGAUUUGGAAAGCUCGGAAAGAAAUGGAAAUAGAGUGGCAACAAUGUACACCUACAAACCUGAAGUAUCAUCUUCUGUUCAACAUCCCAAGACCAGUAUCUUAUAGUUAAAGACUUCCUAUUCCGUCCAUGAUUUUCUUCAGUGUGCAUGUUUUAGAGCCGGUUAUGAUUCCUUGCAGUCAGAGUAGACGGUCAUUCCAUAUUCUCAGCCUGGUAACGAUUGAGCAUUCAGCUGGUAGAACCGGGUCAGCAUGAAAUGGCUGUACAUAGCGUGUGAUAUAUCUGUUUUUUGCAGCUGUGACGUCUGUACAGAGUUUGUUUGAUUGGAACUUUAAUUUGGUCUCACCCACAAAGCAGUUUCGUAGGAAUUGCUUCAGCUUGUCCUACUGCUCGUCCACACUGGAGCGCGCUUGGUUGUGAUAAUCAUGGCUCUUUGCACGAGUAUCUAACUGCAUGUUUGUGCGAUUCUGUAAAACGUAGUAUCCAAGUAAUUAGGUAGUGAGCUCAUAGGCAACGAUCACAGUUGUUACGUUCCUAGUUUAGUUGAUUCGAACACUCACUUCAUCAUUAUUAUUUUUAUUUUUAUUUUGCCUUGAUAACGUUACUCUUAACAACGCAACUUAAUUUUUGAUUA